AUGGAUACAGCUAGACCGCGCCAAGAAAGGAAACCAGAAAAAGAUACAGCUAUAUCGCGCCAAGAAAUGAAGGAUCUGAAUCUGUGUAAGAAGAUAGUGGAAACACUGGGUGGUGAAGGUCCUCAAAGGGUUGUCCUGAUUGGAAAAUCUGGAAUCGGUAAGACACGGCUGGCACAAAAGGUAGGUGAGUAUGCAGCUAAGGAAGGCUUGUGCUACUUGACUCUCUGUUUGCAUCUCAACAAGAGGUUUGACGAUGAGCUCUCGCUUUAUGAGAACAUAGCUUUCCAAAUGGAAGUGUACGAUAGAGAGGAGACCAAGGCAAAAGACUUGUUGAAGGAGAAGAUAAGUGCAGAGCUCAGCAGAAAGAAGAGAGAUGAGGACAAAAUAAAGCUUGUGGCUGAGAAAAGUGCUAAGAAGUUGGCUCGAGGAGAGAAGAAACAGACUUCAACUGCUGCAACAGUGCCAUAUCUGCUAUUGAUACUUGACGACGAAGGAAACAAGACAAGUGAAGAUAAGGUGAUGAAGGAUUUGGGCCUUGACAGUUUCCUUAAUGAAUAUGAAUCAAAUCUAAAAGUUCUUAUUACAAGAAGAGAAAGAGAAGGGAACACUACAGAGUGUGAUGACGAAAUUAAGUCACGGGAUACAAAGAGUGAGGAUAACACUGAACCCUGUGACCUAGAAGAGCCACAUGAUACAAGGAGUGAGGUAGUAGCUGAGCCAGAUGCAGAUACAAAGUUUCACGGGGAAAUUGAGUUCCAUACCACAGAUGAGUCACAGGCUUUACAUGAAACCCUUACCGAGGAUGGCAUGCUGGAUUUAUUUGAGUCCCUUAUUGAGGAUAAGUCAAGGCAUUUGCUUGAGUCCCUCCAGAAAGAUUGGAAGAUUGUGGUGAAAAAAAGCAUGAGUUUUCCCGCCGCAAUCGUCGUGCUUGCCAAGUCCUUAAACUGCAUUACUCGUCAGAAAGCUUUCAAGAGCUUUUCUCCAAAACAAGAGAAGGUUUUAAAGGAAGGUUUAUCCCACUGUGAGCCAGCCUGUUCAGAUUCUGGAUACAAUCCUAUUCUGCAUCUUGCUUAUGAGCUGUUGGAAACCGAUGAUGCAUUGAAGAGUGCCAUCAUUGAUUGUUUUUGGCAUAGUUUGGACUUUUUUAUGCACUGUGGCUGCGUUUAUUACCGUCACUUGAUCACACAAUGGAUACUUGAAGGCUACUUUGAUCCGGUUCGAUCUGUUAAGAAAGCUUAUAAGGAAGGUCAUGAUAUCUUGUUGGAGCUUAUAAACCGCGGUAUUCUAAAGACGCAAGAGGAUGAUAUGGUUGUACCAGAGAUGGCAAUGAGCAAUCUAAUCGAUCUUCGUCUUCAUGGGCUCUUAGGCAGAUCUCGGCUCCGGUUUGCUAGGGUUUAUGGUGAUGACAAGAAAGGUCUAGGGAAUAUCACCCAGAUAGAUGAUAUGAUAAAAACGGUGCAAGCCAAAAAAGGAGAAAAUAUUUUCACAAUUCUAGUAAGUGGAAACCGUUUGCGUCGUGAAACACCUAAGGAGUUCUUUGAACAGCCGCAGAUGAAGGAUCUUGAAGUACUUGGUCUUUUUAAACCCACAUUGGAACAUCUUCUCCAGUCUUUAAGCAAACUCAAUCAACUCCGAGUUCUUGUGAUCAGGGACUAUGAUCUACUGCCAAGUAUGGAGGAGCUUAAGGAUCUACGAAGGCUUGAGGUUCUUGAAGUUUCCGGCGCUAGCUCUGUGAAAAUUAUCUCCGAUGACGUCUUUCUGGCAGUGCCCAAACUUCAAAGUCUUAACCUCUCUGGACUUGGGAUCAUAUCUUUACCAGCCAGCAUUUCUCAACUAAAGCAGCUUUACAGUCUCAUCCUAAGAGACAUCUUCAACCUAGAAGCUCUCCCAACCAUUGAGGGACUCAAAAGCCUCGAGGUCUUUGAUGUUUGUGGGUGUACUAAGUUGCACAAAAUCGAGGGGUCCUUUAAGGACAUGUCUUACCUGCGUGAAGUUAAUCUCUCUGGCACCAGAAUAGAAGCCUUACCAGAGUUGCCAUUGAAGAGCAGUAUAUGUUGUUCAAAGCUUUUUGUUCAUGCAGACUCAAGAAGAAUGAUACAUGAUACUUGGAGCCAAGUAAAGGAAGCCAUAACAAAUGGGAUGUCUGAGAGUCUUAGCUGUUCUGAUAUGGUCGACCGAUUACAAGAAAUCUCAAGAAAGGAGCCAGGAAGAGUGGAUGAACUUUGGGCCUUUGAUUGUCCUGAAAAGAAAGGUCGCGGCGCAGAACAUUUUCGCCAAGGCCAUAGAUACAGGGAUGUCUAUAUGAACACAAUACCAUUUGUUGAUACCAAAAGUUAUCAGGAAGUCCUUGAGAUCCGAGGAUCUAAUGCCAUAGAUCAAGACAAGGAAACCUUAGCUAAGGCUGAGUUUGUGGUUUUUGUGGACAUUGGCGCCGCAAGUCUUUCAUCUAUUUUCAAUGAUUUGAAAUCAGUGAAAGGUUGUUGGGUGGAGAUGUGCGGGGACAUAGAGAAUCUUUUCUCUGGUGUAGAUGAGGAACGUCUCAGAAACCUGGAGACUUUGUCAAUUACCAAUCUUGGACGGCUAGAGAGUAUAUACAGCAGCAGCAGCUUCAAAAAUUUGAAGAAACUAAACAUAGAUUGCUGCCCGAGUAUUAAAUCGCUUUUCCCGGACGCAUCUCAGCUGCCUGGCAGCUUAGAAGUCUUGAAAAUAAAGUCUUGUGAGAAGCUGGAGAAUGUGUUUAUCCAAGUCGUCGAGGUGCCGAAUCUGCACACACUCUGCCUUUUUAAGUUGCCCAUGCUAUCCACUAUUGGUGCUAUGUUUCCUAAGCUGGUGACAUGCAAACCAGACCAAUGCCCAGAGUUGAAAACUGCAAUCUUCAUGGUGAGUCUAAUGUUAUGCCUAUCACCACACUGCAGUGUGUUUUCAAUCGUUGGGUCCUCUUGCUCGUGUUACUGUUUUGAAGUUCCUAAGUAG
Arabis nemorensis is the source of this 2973-nucleotide messenger RNA. The record is from the annotation of a GenBank genome assembly. NCBI's taxonomy places the organism in Eukaryota, Viridiplantae, Streptophyta, Magnoliopsida, Brassicales, Brassicaceae.